CGUCACCGCCCGCCUAGGUCCGGCCUGAGUUCGGGGUUAGCCGCCCUCGUCUAGCGUCGCGUCCUGCUGUGUGCAGCCCCGGGCCGGCGUCACGGCGGACUCCGCGGCCAAGGCAGAGCCAAAGUGGGCGCGAUGAAGGCACUGAUCUUGGUGGGCGGCUAUGGGACGCGUCUGCGUCCGCUGACGCUGAGCAUCCCGAAGCCAUUGGUGGAUUUCUGCAAUAAGCCCAUCUUGCUGCACCAAGUGGAGGCGCUGGCCGCGGCAGGCGUGGACCACGUGAUUCUGGCCGUGAGCUACAUGUCUCAGGUGCUGGAGAAGGAAAUGAAGGCGCAGGAACAGAGGCUGGGAAUUCGAAUCUCUAUGUCCCAUGAAGAAGAGCCUCUGGGGACAGCUGGGCCCCUGGCACUUGCCCGUGACCUGCUCUCUGAGACUGCGGACCCUUUUUUCGUCCUCAACAGUGAUGUGAUCUGCGAUUUCCCUUUCCAAGCCAUGGUGCAGUUCCACCGGCACCACGGCCAGGAGGGCUCCAUCCUGGUGACCAAAGUGGAGGAACCCUCUAAGUAUGGUGUGGUGGUAUGUGAGGCUGACACAGGCCGCAUUCACCGGUUCGUGGAGAAGCCACAGGUGUUUGUGUCCAACAAGAUCAACGCAGGAAUGUACAUCCUGAACCCUGCAGUGCUGCAGCGCAUCCAGCUGCAGCCUACAUCCAUUGAGAAGGAGAUCUUCCCUGUCAUGGCCAAGGAGGGGCAGCUAUAUGCCAUGGAGCUGCAGGGCUUCUGGAUGGACAUAGGGCAGCCCAAGGAUUUCCUCACCGGCAUGUGCCUCUUCCUACAGUCCCUGCGACAGAAGCAGCCUGAGCAACUAUGCUCAGGCCCUGGCAUUGUGGGCAACGUGCUGGUGGACCCAAGUGCCCGCAUCGGCCAGAACUGUAGCAUCGGCCCCAACGUGAGCCUGGGUCCUGGUGUGGUGGUGGAGGAUGGCGUGUGCAUCCGGCGGUGCACAGUGCUUCGAGAUGCUCACAUUCGAUCCCACUCCUGGCUCGAGUCCUGCAUUGUGGGCUGGCGCUGCCGCGUGGGCCAGUGGGUGCGCAUGGAGAACGUGACGGUCCUGGGUGAAGAUGUCAUCGUUAAUGACGAGCUCUACCUCAACGGUGCCAGCGUGCUGCCCCACAAGUCUAUCGGCGAGUCGGUGCCAGAGCCUCGCAUCAUCAUGUGAGGGGAUGCCACGGGGCUGGCCGAGUCCCCAGUUCCCCAUUGGCAGGGGGAGCCUUGGUGACACAUCAGAAGGCCCUGGACUCGCCGUUUAUCUGGGAGGACUAGACGAGGCUGAAGCGGUUGGACACCUGCCCUCUCCUGUGGACAUAAUCUGGCAGGAUCCUUGCUGGGCAUACCCCACAAAGCCCACUCCCUCAAGAAGGGCCGGGCCAGGGCUGUAUGGAAUAAUAAUUUAAUGCUCACUGUG
Molecule: messenger RNA, 1461 nt
Organism: Callorhinus ursinus (northern fur seal)
Lineage: Eukaryota; Metazoa; Chordata; Mammalia; Carnivora; Otariidae
Gene: GMPPB
Product: GDP-mannose pyrophosphorylase B
Biological process (GO): GDP-mannose biosynthetic process
Molecular function (GO): GTP binding; mannose-1-phosphate guanylyltransferase (GTP) activity
Source: RefSeq, a predicted model, not a curated record